Messenger RNA from Aspergillus terreus NIH2624, 363 nucleotides. RefSeq lists its product as uncharacterized. The record is from RefSeq and is a predicted model, not a curated record. Bases 1 to 363 code for a protein of 120 amino acids. Lineage: Eukaryota; Fungi; Ascomycota; Eurotiomycetes; Eurotiales; Aspergillaceae. The transcript is spliced from 6 exons.
AUGAAUCAUGCUCUGCCGAGCAUCAUGACCGACGAUGACCGACGGCGAGUCGAUUCCAACCAAUUGCUGCCAGAACUCCUCUACAUAACGACUCGGGAGAUUUCCUCCAAACUCUACCAAAGCAAUAUGUGUGACGUUCCUUUCUUUCCAAUCUUCCCAAUCUGCUUCCAGUGCGGCACAGACCAGAACCCUUGUCGCUGCAAAGUGCUGGGCCCGACUUUGGCGCUAAUCGAGGCCAGGGUUCUGUGUGACUGUCGUCUCCGCUGUCUUCUGCUACCCAGCGGCUCUAUUCUGUGGCUGCUGCGCAACGAAGACGGGAAAAGAGCCAUUAUCUCACCAGUCGACCUUUCACGACGAAGAUAA